AUACAGGGUUUGACACUUUUCUACUAUUACGUGGUGACUUUUAUUUUUUUUUAAAUCCAAAAUUCCGUGACCCGGAAGUACUAAUUUAGUGUAGCUGGUAGAGAUUAUACGUCAUUGAGGUGCAUUUGUGCGAUAGAUUAUUAAAUCAACCAUGCUAUGCAGCCACAUGCAAAUCUUACAGAUAUAGCAAAACUAUCUGUAUUCAAACAAUAGAGGUUUGAAUAUAUUCAGACAAGCUUCGUUUGUCAUUGGAAGGAGCAGCCUGGACAUUGGAAUUCAGUUGAAGAGUGACUGCCGCUGAACCUUGAUGGGCGAAUCAGGGUCGCGCCGCUCCACGCUCGUCUCCAGGCUGCCCAUCUUCAGGCGGAGCAUAAGUAAGAGGCAGGACUCGUUGCCCUCCUCCCCAUCCUCGGCCGGCGUGGGCAAUGGCGUUCACACCUCGUCCCCCUCCAGCACCAACUCCAGCAACAGCAGCACGGGCAAGCGCCGUAGCCUGUUCCGCACACCCUCCAUCAGCUUCAGCAGCAAGAGGAACAGUGAGCCGCCACGCAUCCAGACCCCUCCUCUGGACCCAGCCCAGGACACCAACAGCAGCCAGAACAACCCUCCGCUGGGCUUCCAAGAUGGCGCUGUGCUUCCACGGGCCAAGACGCGCCACUCCUUUGGCUUUGGGGGCCACCGGCAGAAAAAGAUCACCCGCUCGCAGACUGAAGACUUUGAGAAGGUGACCUCCACGGCCAAUAGGAACGUGUUCAUCAACUGCAUCAGCUCAGGUACCAACGAGGGCGAUGACUCGGGGUAUCUGGAUGACUUCAGCGGCGACAGCAAGUGCUCGUACAGGCAGAAGAAACCGCUGCUGCCCAAGUCCUUCUCUGCCCACCACCGCUUCUCCAAGAACACUGAGCAGUGCAAGCCCCCAGUGGUGAGUGUAGUGCCGCCGACGUCGGGGGGUACCCCGGGCUCGUGGCCAGGCGAGCUGCUGGGGGACAGCUCCCUGCAGUCGCCCAUUUUGUCUGAGGACCGCACCACGGCCCUCACCCCCUCCGAGUUUAAUAUCCCCAUCACAGAGGACUCUGUGUCUGAGGUGGACGUGCUGCUUGCCCCCAGCCUCGCCGCCACGCCAGACAACUUCAGCCAUGUCGUCUCUACCUCCCAGGUGUUCUUCAUGCCUGCCCAAGCUGCCACAGACAAGCCCCUACUGCCAGACACCAGCACCACAGAGUCUGAGACUGCAGUCCCUGUCACAGAACCAGCAACAGCUGCAACACCACCAAUGCCACCGGAACAACCAACACAAUCACAGGAAGAGAAGGAAGAAGGGGAAGAGAAGGAGGAUGUUGUGAUGGUGGAGGUCAGACCAGCGCAGACGGAGACUAGUGAGAGCGAGGCAGGCCCAGUGCGUAGUAAAGGCUACCAUUCCAAUCCAGAGCAGUCUGAGAGGAGGUCCAGGAACACAGUGCUCAUCCAGGAACCAGGCAAGGGAGCGUGCUGCGGUAGACAUGAACCCAGGUCAUGUCACCUGAGGAAACCCCACACAGUGUCCAUGUGCAGCAGCAGCGCCAGCCCCUACCACGAGGUGAUGCGCAUGGAGCGCCGGCUACGUUCCUCCUCGGAGGGUGCCGGGGGGCCACGGGGGCUCCACCUCAACCUCAAAGAGCCCCAUUGCACUGCCGAGGGGAGCGUGCUGCUGAAACAGAGGACCAACUCGUCGUCCUCCAAGCUUGGCAGCCUUGAUGUACUGAACAAUCUGGGCUCGUCUGAGCUGGAUGAGGAUGACCUGAUGUUGGACCUGGAUCUCUCUGAUGACCAACGCCAGCGUCACGUAUUCCGAGAGGACUCCAGCCAGUCCCUAGCAUCCUGCCUGAACCUGAUGCACUCCCCACUGGAGCCCAAUGUAGACAGGAUCCCUGGCAGGGAGGCCAGAGACACCACCAUCAUCCACAGGGAGCCUUGCCGGCCGACCACCCUGCUGCCGUCUGACUGGUGCCUGGGCCGGGAGGACGAGGCCCCGGGGCUGGAGGCACUACCCCUCAGGCUGAUGCAGCAGGACUGCACUUCCGUCAAGACCCUGCUGCUGCGCCUCCGGAGGACCCUGCAGGAGAGCACUGACACAAGUCCUGCAAGCAGCCUCCAUUCUCUCCCCAUCAGCCCCUGUAGUGAGAAGUCACUGCCCCUAAAGGAGCCGGGGAGGGAAGAGGCUCUGCUGCGGCAGCUGAGGGAGAAGGAUGAGCUGAUCUUCCGACUGCAGGCUGAACUGGAGAGUGCCAAAGCUGCCCUGAAGCCCACCUGCCAAAAACCUGACCGAACUACGCAGACUGACCCUCUUGGACCAGAGACCAUCCAUCCAAGCCGAGCAACAAGCCAAAACAGUGCCAGCACAAGAGACAGAAGGGCGGCCCGGUCUCUCAACGUGGACCAAUAUAGCCGUGUGGUGGCUGAGCGCUCAACUACCAGUGACGUGCGCCACUGCCCAGCCCCGACCCAAACCCCGGCCCCACCCCUUUCCUCCAGUGGGCCCUUGGGAUGCAGGGACCAUUCAGCGGCCCCCAGGAGAUCAGAAGAGGCUCUGUCCUCAUCAUCAGAGGCAGGGGCUCUCAGGAAAAGUGAAUACCCAACCAGUCAGAUCCCCCGGGCGAUGGGGGUGGGGGGCAGCAGCUCCAGCCUCCAGAGUCGAGACAGCCCCUGCCGAAGCUGCCUCUCCUCAGACAGCGAGAGAGCCCCCGUGCCAAGCCCCCGCCAGCCUCCUCCUCCCUCCACCACCACCACCUCCUCUUCCUCCUUUACGGGCCGCCUAGGCCAGCCCCCCAGAGGGCCCUUGUCCCUGCACAUGUACAGCCGCAAGAACGUCUUCCUGCAGCACUCGCUCCACACUGCUGAACUGCAGGCCUUGGUCCAGCAUAACGGCUGAGGCGCGCGCCACACACACACACGCACCUUUCACUUUUCCCAUAUACCCUAAACAUAUCAUUGAAUGGACACAUCACCGUCUGAAUCAUGGAAGUGAAGGUAAUCUCUGGAAUUUAUCCAACAAUCAGUGUCAACUCCCAAGCAUCUUCCGUUCACCUCAAAUCUAACACAUUUCGUACAUCUCAUUCUCUCAACCCUAGCUCCUCCUUAUCAUUUUGCUAUGGCAGACACUUUAAAACUAUCUAUAUCACAUCAUUGGGACCUUUUCUUCUCUUCUUAGUAACAAAUAUGUUGUGUUACACUGUCAUCCAACCAAACCUCCAAACAGUACCUCGGUAGGUACAUGUCUAUAUGCGUUUCUUUGGUUCUGUGCAUUUGACCAUUUUGACAUUUUAUAUUACUGUAGAAGGCUGAUAGAUGUGCUCACUUGAACACACACCAGUCAGUCAGCCUGCCUGCUAGCAUUAACAAGGCACUCGUCCAUCUAUCACUUUAGAUUAGCACUGAAUGUUGAGCGUUUGCUUAGAGGUGCUAAUGUCCACACAUGCGUGAACCCACACACUCUAGCGCCAUAGGGAAUUAACUAAUGUGAGAGUUGUAGCUACAUUAGCAAAGCUGAACAUGACCAAACCAUGAUGCUCAUUGCACUGACAAUGUGACCAACAUAAACUACAUGCCCAAAAGUAUGUGGACACCUGCUCGUCGAAUAUCUCAUUCCAAAAUCAUGGGCAUUAAUAUGGAGUUGGUCCCCCUUUGCUGCUAUAACAGCCCCCCCUUUUCUGGGAAAGCUUUCCGCUAGAUGUUGGAAUAUUGAUGCGGCGACUUGCUUCCAUUCAGCCACAAGAGCAUUAGUGAGGUCAGGCACUGAUUUUGGGCGAAUAGGCCUGGCUCGCAGUCGUUGUUCCAAUUUAUCCCAAAGGUGUUCGACGGGGUUUAGGUCAAGCUCUUUGCCGGCCAAUCAGGUUCUUCCACACCGAUCUCGUAAUACCAUUUCUGUAUGGACCUCGCUUUGUGCACGAGGGCAAUGGCUGAAACAGGAAAGGGCCUUCCCAAAACUGUUGCCACAAAGUUGGAAGCACAUAAUCAUCUAGAAUGUCAUUAUAUUCUUUAGCAUUAAGAUUUCCCUUCGCUUUAACCCUAGCCCAAAACAUGAAAAGCAGCCCCAGAACAUUAUACCUCUUCCACCAAACUUUACAGGUAGCGUUCUCCUGGCAUCCGCCAAACACAGAUUUGUCCAUCAGACUUACAGAUGGUGAAGAGUGAAGCGUUUUACCUUGUCAGCUCGGGAUUCGAUCUAGCAACCUUUCGGUUACUGGCCCAACGCUCUAACCACUAGGCUACCUCCUGCCCCAACACUCCUGCCGAUGCUUGGCAUUGCACAUGGUGAUUUUGUAGGCUUGUAUGCGGCUGCUUGGCCAUGGAAACCCAUUUCACAAAGUUCCAGACGAACGUUACUUCCAGAGGCCGUUUGGAACUUGGUAGUGAGUGUUGCAACCGAGUACAGAUGAUUUUUACACACUACGCGCUUCAGCACUCUCCGGUCCCAUUCUGUGAGCUUGUGUGCCAUACCACUUCGCAGCUGAGCCAUUGUUGCUCCUUCACAAUAACAGCACUUACAGUUGACCGGGGCAGCUCUAGCAGGGAAGAAAUUUGACACACUGACUUGUUGGAAAGGUUGCAUCCUAUUACGGUGACAGUCACUGAGCAUUGAAAGUCACUGAGCUCUUCAGUGAGGCCAUUCUACUGCCAAAGUUUGUCUAUGGAGAUUGCAUGGCUGUGUGCACUAUUUUAUACACCUUUCAGCUACGGGUUUGGCUGAAAUAGCCGAAUCCACAAAUUUUGAAGGAGUUGUCCACAUACUUUUGUAUAUAUAAUGUAAGUGCAUCCUUGUAUCACCAAAUCCUGGAGUCAAAGAUCCCAACUCAGAUUUUUACACAUUCAGAUAAGCCCAUUUUAGGGAGUUUCAUUCAUUACAGGUCCAAUGCAGCUGUUUUUAUUUCAAUAUCAAAUCAUUUCUGGGUAACAAUUAAGUACAUUAUUGUGAUUGUAUGCAAUUAAAAUGGUCAAAAUGAAACAAAUUGCUUUUUAGCAAAGAGCAAUUUCUCAAGCCACGUCUGAGUUGGGAGGUGAAAACUAGCUGUUAUUGGCAGAGAUGUUUGUAACUUUUUUUAUUGGUCUAUUAACUAAUUUACCACCUGGAGAUUGCACCAGGUAGAUCAAAACUCCAUCCCACAUGAAACAGGCAGAAAUUGCAGGCAGUGUUUUCAAACGGCUCUUCCACUGAAAGGGUAUGAUCAUCUUUUUCACUAUUUCCCAGUAUUAUUCCAGCCUCAUAGUGUGGAAAUAUAUACAGGCAUAUAUACAGGCAAACACGUUUUUGACUUUCACAGGGCCUUUAACCUUUUAGUAAUUGCAUGCUUUUUAUCAUUGUAGACAACACAUAUUUUGUACAGUGAAAGUGUGUGGGUCAAACAUUGAUUUUACAGUCUUUAAUAAGAACAGACAUGUCUGUCUACAUUUGACACUUUUUAUAAGUGGAUAUCAGAAACUGGUUGUUGCAUCAGGGCCUGUAUUCAAAAAGUGUCUCAGAAUAGGUCUGAUCUAGGAUUUGUUUUGUCUUUAAGAUCAUCAUGAAUAUGAAGACUUGGAUAGGAGGUUCCUGAUCCUAGAUCAGCAUCUUACCCCGAGACACAUUACAACGGAGUAUUGUAUGAGAAUAGAACCCUAUCCUUGUACUGUCACUAAUUUAAGGCAAUGGUUAUUGUUCAAGGCACAGCAUUUAAUAAGUAAGUACUCAUGUUUGUAGAACACCAUCAUGAUAGCAAUGUUGACGAUCCAUGAGGAUACUUGUCUUUCGAGAUGCGUUUACAAAAACGGUCGUGAGCUGUAACGGUUAAGUGUAUAGUAGUAUACAGUUGUCAGUAGAGUCUUGCGGGAGAAAGCCUGUCUGUCGUCACGGUAAGCAGUAGAAAGUGGUACAGAAUGCGCCAUUAUAGUUGGAGUGGAAGCAAGGACUCGUAGAGGUGAAGGAAACCCUGAAGAAGCGCAGCUUUACCCCCCGCGGUCCAGCUUCACUCCCUCAGGUCUACUGCUCCACUUUAUUUCCCUCCUUUUUCUCGCUCUCUGUUUCUUUCUCCUUCACUCUCGUCCUCUGCUCUCCCUCUCUCAGCCUACAUACACAAGCCCUGAAUCCUCACACCCAGAGAAAGCGGCCUGGAGGAGGGCGUGUAUUCAGUGUGCUAUCUAUCCUGUCUUUAGCGGGGCUUGUUGUAUCACAUGACUACAAGGAGGGCUAGUGGAAGAAGCCAGCUGCACUUACCCAUGAUGACGUCUUGCCAAACACAGCCAGCACACCAGCUUUUAUCCCCCAAGCGUUUGACCCCCGAUUCAACUAUAUGUUUGAUACGGACCUUCUCAGCUUCUUUACUGCAAUUUUGGGAUAUAGCAACAUACUGUUCUUAGAACAAAGAUUAAUUUGUAUUGUAAGGGCAUAGUUAAAAGGAUAAAGUUGCGUGUUUGAGUUUUGAACAAUCGUGUGUACAACUGAAGAACAAGGACGUAUUCUCUUGUAGUGGACAGAACGAGAGUCUCAUUAACUCACGAUUCUUAGCUGACCGUACAGUAGAGGACACUUCGUUCACUUUGAGCUCACCUAUUUGUUAGUUUUAUUUGAUGUUUUGUGAGAUUGGAUUACAAAGACUAAUGUCACCAUUUUUAUGAAGAACAUGACUGUAAUUAUGCACUGGUGAUGUGACGUUAUAUACUGUAUAUUGUACAUAGAUACAACCUGACAAUAUUAAUUUAAGUCGAUUUAAGGUUAUUUAAAAAUAUAUAUAUACAGGGUUCACAAUGUAGAGAAUUUUGAGAUUAAAAAAACUGUUAAAUGUUAUAAAAUCGAACUGUAAUUUAUCUCGACCACAAUCGUUGUUGAUUAAAUGUUUUACCGACUAA
Messenger RNA from Salvelinus fontinalis (brook trout), 6858 nucleotides. RefSeq names its product serine-rich coiled-coil domain-containing protein 1-like. The record is from RefSeq and is a predicted model, not a curated record. The transcript is spliced from 10 exons. Lineage: Eukaryota; Metazoa; Chordata; Actinopteri; Salmoniformes; Salmonidae. Bases 308 to 2908 code for a protein of 866 amino acids.